This is a messenger RNA of Mytilus californianus (California mussel), 2173 nucleotides long. RefSeq names its product putative polypeptide N-acetylgalactosaminyltransferase 10. Lineage: Eukaryota; Metazoa; Mollusca; Bivalvia; Mytilida; Mytilidae. Bases 89 to 1888 code for a protein of 599 amino acids. The record is from RefSeq and is a predicted model, not a curated record. Gene Ontology annotation, cellular component: Golgi apparatus. The transcript has 13 exons.
CGGGAUUGUAAGGGGAACAACUCAAGAUUUAUUUCUGUCUGGAGACGUGGGAGGUGGAAACCAAUGGUAUAGUUGCUGACAUAGCAUCAUGAGGAGGAACACUGUGACCUUACUCAAGUUUUUAGUAGCAGCUGUGCUGUGUAUUAUGGCCAUCAAGUACUUUACAGGUGGUCAUGGAGGUGCAGAAGAGGUGUACGUUGAUAGCAAGUUUCCUCAUGAAGGAGGAGGAGGAGGAAACAAACGUGCACUGAUUGUUGGAGAUGGAGACAUGAAAAAAAUAGAUUGGCAUAAUUAUAAACAGAUAGCUGAAGAAAAACAAAGAACCGGUCCUGGUGAGCAGGGACAGUCUGUCAUAUUAGAUGCUGGGGAAGAGAAGAAGAAAGCAGACUUAUAUAAAGUGAAUGGUUUUAAUGCCUUUGCAAGUGAUAAGAUCUCCAUGCAUAGAUCCAUGAAGGACAUCAGACAUCCUGAUUGUAAAAAUAAGAAGUACUGGAAUAAACUACCAACAGCUAGUGUAAUAGUCCCUUUCCAUAAUGAACACUGGUCCACAUUACUUAGGACUGCAUGGAGUGCUGUUGAGAGAUCACCACCAGGUCUUCUAAAAGAGGUCAUAUUGGUUGAUGAUUUUAGCAGUAAAGAGUUUCUUAAAAAGCAGUUAGAUGAAUAUGUUGCUGAACAAUUCAAAGACUUUUCCACCAUUGUAAAAGUUGUUAGAGCACAGAAACGAGAAGGAUUAAUAAGAACGAGGUUACUGGGUGCUAAAGCUGCUACAGGAGAUGUUCUCAUCUUCCUAGACUCUCAUUGUGAAACAAAUGUCAACUGGUUACCUCCUCUUCUUGAUCCAAUACAAGAGGAUUACAAGACUGUUGUGUGUCCAUUUAUUGAUGUGGUAGACUAUGAAACAUUUGCCUACAGAGCCCAGGACGAAGGUGCAAGGGGUGCUUUUGAUUGGGAAUUCUUCUACAAAAGAUUGCCAUUGAGGCCAGAAGAUCUAAGACAGCCAGCUGAACCUUUCAAUUCACCAGUAAUGGCAGGUGGCUUAUUUGCUAUUAGUGCCAAGUGGUUCUGGGAGAUGGGUGGCUAUGAUCCAGGACUAGAUAUCUGGGGUGGAGAACAGUAUGAACUUUCAUUUAAGAUAUGGCAAUGUGGAGGUAAAAUGAUAGAUGCACCUUGUUCUAGAAUAGGUCAUAUCUACAGAAAAUUUGCACCUUUUGCCAAUCCAGGAGUAGGUGAUUUUGUUGGAAGAAACUAUAAGAGAGUAGCUGAGGUAUGGAUGGAUGAAUAUGCCUCAUAUUUAUACAAUCAUAGACCACAUUAUAAAUCAAUAGACCCAGGAGAUUUAACAGCACAGAAAGCAAUCAGACAGAAACUGAAAUGUAAACCAUUUAAAUGGUUCAUGAAGGAAGUAGCAUUUGAUUUAGAGGAUUAUUAUCCUGCAGUAGAACCACCUCCAUUUGCUAAUGGUGAGAUCAGGAACGUUGCAGCUAAUAUGUGUAUAGAUACAAGAUUUAAAGGCCAGAAUGAAAGAUUUUCUAUAGAACCUUGUAUUAAAGAUGGUGGUAAUGCUGGAGGGGAACAGAACAUAGAAUUUACUUGGCAUAAAGAUAUGCGUCCAGGAAGGAGAUCUGUAUGUUUUGAUGUAUCACAAUCUAUUAGGAAAGCACCAGUUCUUUUAUAUAAUUGUCAUGGUAUGAAAGGAAAUCAACGAUUCAAAUAUAAUAUAGACACAAAACAAAUAUUUCAUACAAUUAGUAAUCAGUGUUUAGACUGUGAUCCAAAUAAUAAAGAAAUAUUUAUGAAUCCCUGUGAUCAGUCCUCAGAUACACAAAAAUGGAAAGUAGAACAUGUAGAAGAAGAUAAAGUUAAACAUGAAUGGGGUGCACCUUAAUGUAGGAGGGAUUCACAGGUGAUUGUAAAAGAUGAAUAGUGUGCACAGAAAAUAUGUAAAUAUUUUGUGGGAAAAGGCAAGUCUGUAGUAAUGUACAAUUUGUAUUGUAUAAAUGAGGUAUGCAAUUUUAAUGGUAUAUUGUUUUUUUUAUAUGAUUUAUUUAUUAUUCAAACAUUUUUAAAAUGAUUAUAUACAUUCCAUCAAUUUUAUCCUUUGAAAGUAAAGUGGUAUCCACAAAUAUGUGUGCGGGUGUGUGUAUAUGUGAAAUUAGGAAGAUGUUGAUAA